Messenger RNA from Brugia malayi, 1596 nucleotides. RefSeq lists its product as uncharacterized. Bases 1 to 1596 code for a protein of 531 amino acids. Gene Ontology annotation, molecular function: nucleic acid binding; RNA helicase activity; ATP binding. NCBI's taxonomy places the organism in Eukaryota, Metazoa, Nematoda, Chromadorea, Rhabditida, Onchocercidae. The record is from RefSeq and is a predicted model, not a curated record. The transcript is spliced from 14 exons.
AUGGCAUCAUCGGAGGGAGUCUUCCCAGCGAACGAUUGGGACAAUUUCAAUGAGAGUUCUAUCGCAAUUAAUAGGUAUGACAGUAAGUAUGGAUGCCAUAAGGACGAAAUUACUGGCCGUUUCGUUAGGAAUAAUUCUGAAGCUUCGAGCAAUGCACAAAAAUUUGGCGAAGACAGAGGUCCUUAUAUAGUUGAAAAAAAGGAAAACGUGAACAAAAAUAGACGUCCAGAAGCUGGUCAUUAUUUGAAUUAUUUGCUCAAAGAAGAUUUCGUUAUGAAUGGACCCGGCGAAAACAUUAGUGUGGUGAAAUCGUUUGAAGAAAUGAACUUAAAUUCAAGACUCAUGCAAAACAUUCAGCAGAAGAAUUACUACGAACCCUUACCGAUACAGAGAGCAACAUUUUCUUUAAUUCAAGCCGGUUUCGACGUAAUUGGACAUGCAAUAACAGGAAGUGGGAAAACGGCAGCAUUUUUAAUACCAGUAAUAAAUUAUAUUUCAACUCAAAAAAGUAGAACUGAGUAUGGUUGGAAUACGUAUCCUUAUUGCAUCGUCGUUUCACCAACUAAAGAGCUUGCUGAACAAUUGUAUGAAGACACGCUAGCAUUUUCUGUUGGUUUAAAUUGCGUCACUGUAGUGAGUUUUGGUGAGAUACCUCGUAAAGACAGCAUUGCGCGCAUCAAAGAAGGGUGUGAUAUAUUCAUUUGUACUGUUGGACGACUCUGUGAUUAUCUUCAGAAUAAGAUUUUAGAUUUGCGCUGUUUACAUUUUUUGGUCUUUGAUGAAGCAGACAAGCUGUUACAAAUGGAGGGGUUUUAUCAUGAUUUGAUUGAAAAUCUUUUACCAAAGUGUCAUGAGAUUCCAAACCUCCGAAAAAUGUUAUUCAGUGCCACAGACUAUAACGAUCUUGCUGAAUUAAAAGGUGAAUGUUUGAUGCCGAAUGCUACAAAAGUUGUUGUUGGUACUCUGAACAGUGUAAACCCAUUUAUCGAACAGCGAGUUUUAAAGGUUGAGGUUCAUGAAAAGCGCGAUGCAUUGUUGAAUUUAAUGCAAGAAAUAUACUUAAAGAGGGAUGAUAAUUCACCACCAAAAAUAAUUAUUUUUGUUAAUACAAAACGUUUUGCAUCAGUUAUUGCAUGUUAUCUGUCGUUGAAGGGAUAUAAAGCUUAUCCAAUUCAUGCAAAUCUUACUGCAAAGUUACGAAGAGAAGCGAUUGAAGCCCUGCAAAGCUCCGAUUGCCACAUACUGGUAUCCACUGAUGUGGCUGCGCGAGGUUUGGAUAUCAAGGGCAUUUCACAUAUAAUAAAUUAUGAAAUACCCAGACCUGAAAGUUUUUUGUCAUAUGUUCACCGCGUUGGACGUACAGGACGCGUUGGAAAUGUUGGUCGUGCAACCACAUUUUUUGCUCAAUCCGUGGAUCACGGCAUGGCUUUAGAACUUUACAGAUGGCUUAAAAUGAAUAAACAAGAAAUACCUGUUUUCCUGCUUGAAGAAGUCGAGCGACAAAUUAGUAUCGAAGAUUUGCAGAGGAAAACGAGGGAAAAAUAUGAGAAAGCAUUGUAUGAGAGUUAUGUAGAAAGCAGCGAUGGAGAAAUUUGA